Molecule: messenger RNA, 9555 nt
Organism: Gallus gallus (chicken)
Lineage: Eukaryota; Metazoa; Chordata; Aves; Galliformes; Phasianidae
Gene: CAPN6
Product: calpain 6
Exons: 15
Coding region: 4942-6876 (644 amino acids)
Biological process (GO): proteolysis
Cellular component (GO): cytoplasm
Molecular function (GO): calcium-dependent cysteine-type endopeptidase activity
Source: RefSeq, a predicted model, not a curated record
AGGAGUCAGUUUGGAGUUUGAUGUGUCUUGGAGCAGGACCGUAUCAGCCAGGUAAGUGCAGAAGGUAUUAAGGAAACUUUUAUUUACUUGCAGCUUCAGCAGCACAAUGGCCACUUGUUACUAGCAACUGGCACUUCAGCAAGCACAGUGACAAAAUGCUUUUGCCUACUGCAUUAAGAUACAUUUCUUACAGAAUGUGGCAUCACAGUUGUGUGCUAACGCUGAGCCAAGCAGUCGCUGUGAUUUACUGCAAAGCGUGGCUGCUCUAAUUACUUUGGGAAUAACCAGCCAAACACCAACACAGCCGUCAUUAUCAGUUAUACCAAAGAAGGGGGCUGGAAUGAUGAAGUGUGAUUUAAUCUCAGUUCUCAUAUAAUUCCAUUUUCCAUACUGUUUCUGAUCUUCUGAAAUUAUGCCAGUUCUCACUGUGGAUUCUUUCACCGUGGAAAUUCAAGUGGGUAUUUUCAUCUUUCAUAUUUUUUCAGAAGGAGAGGCUUUUAUAUCGUGUCUAAAAUAGUAGAUAAGUGGAUGCAUAAAAUAAUGGAGUAGCCUGAGAGAGUUACCCAUUAAUUUGCUAUUGCAGACCUUUUUUGAACUACCUUUUAUGAAAAGACGGAGUGGGGAGAUAUUGGAAUCCUGAAGAGAGUUGUUUCCCGUGGCUUCAGUACAGAAGCAUGGCUGGAACAAAUCGGCUGACAUUGCUGUUAGCAUUUUCUUUACAGCUUGUUAUAGAUCUCUUGACUUGCAUUAACGUUAAUUGUAACAAUCAGCAUCCAUCAUAUUACAUUACUUUCUUUUGAAUUCAAAACUGGAAUGGUACCUCUCCGUAAUGAGCUGUAAAUCUCCCUGGGAUCAGGGCUAUAGCGAAUGCCACUGAGGGUCACGUUUUUAAAGAUCUGCUGCUGCAUGUGCAGUUUGGGAAAUCCAGUUUGCCUGCAUAUUUUUUUUAAAUAUGCCCUUUGGCCACUUUGUGUCUACCAACCCAGGCCAUUCUAUGAGUUUAUGAGCCUAUGAUUCACUUGCUUGUCGGUAAUGAGAGAAGUAAUAGCUUAGCUUAGAAUCAAGAUGAACAAAGAUUGGAUGCUGUGCAACGUACACAGGCCCAAACAGGUUUCCUUCCAGUAGGAAACAGAGCUGCACCAAAAUGGAGCAUGUGGCAAUCUGUCCUGAAACAGAGGCAGUGUCUCUAGGCACACACUUCUAGCACACAUUGGCAGUGUUGGUGCACGGCUGUUUAGAAAAGCAUUUCCUGCUGUUCCGCUGUAGUACUCUGCGUUCGUUCUUGUACUGUCACCCUGCGUGCUGUACAGAGCCCCUCCGAGUCCAGAUGUGCGGAGUGCUUUGAAUUUCUGAACGCUGACAGAUCUAACAAGGGACUUGUGCAUCUGCAGUGAAACACAGGCAAACACGGGUGUCCUGGGGCUAAGAUGUACUCAGAUAAACUUAACUCCCUCAUGCUACUCGGAGACAGCUGCUUGGUGCAGUGUGGAUUUCCACUAGUGGCUGCCAGUGAAAAUGCCCGUCUGGCCGAGCUGCUCAUGCACUUGGUGCAAGAGGCCCUCCAGGAGUUUGCUUCUUACAUUUGGAUAGGGCUGGGAGUCACACAAAACACCGUAGCAAAAAACUACUGUCUUUUUUUUAUUUGGGUUGAAAGCUGUGGAGCAAUCUCUGCUCAUGCCAGAUGGAGCCUUCCCUCUCGGCCAUAAUCACCUGUAAGUGCAGCUUUUCUCAGCUGCUGUUUGCUCCACCUGUGCAGCCCCAGCACCCUCAGCUUGUGCCCUCAAACACUGAACAGCUGUGCUUCUAACUGUGGGAGAGGUGGCUGAGCUUUUGAUUAGCCAGCACUUCACACUGCAAAGGAUUCCCUUUGCUAGAGCUGUGAAUCCAGCACUGCCUUUCUGGAGGGUAAGAAUGGGAUUUGUAUUUUUCCUGACUGUGACCCAAUUAGAAGAAAUGUUGGAAGAAAAGGGUGAUGCUUCAGCACUGUAUUGGUAGCUUCUCACAUAUUCCUCUCCAUUUGAGAGAUUACUAGGCUGCUGUUCAGCACUUGCCUUGAAUUACUGCUGCCAUGUGUCAGUGCUCUGUGACUUAGAGCUGAGUUGGUCCCCUUGCUGCUGCCAUGCAUGCACGCUAGCGGUGGGACAGGUAGCUCUGUGUGCGGCAUGUGUUUAAUUAGGAUAGGGGAAUCAGUGUGAGGACUGCAAACUGAAAAUAAAUAACAAGAUUCCUGGUAGGGCUCCUGUUCAGCCCUUGGGCUCACUGGAAGGGUGUGCUUGGUCUUGAAACCCCUCUCCUCGAGCCAUUCUGCUGGACAAGGGCUUUGCUUUAGCAGCUGUAUCGGGUCUCCCAGCUACUGCUAUAUGAAAUCCUUCUGUCUUGGUGAGCCUUGAAAGAAACUCUAGUUAAGCGCUAUCAUGUUGUAGUAGAAGAAAAGGAACACAUGGUGUGGUUAAUGUUAUUAUAGUAAAGCUUUGGUUUGUAGCCAGGAGAUUCUGCUGCUCCUUGGUACCAUCCAUGAAAGCAAACAGUUGUGGCCAGUCCUCCUCCUGCUAUCUAGUUAGCCUCCCCAGAAUUUCUGCUUGGAAGCAGAUGUUCUCAGCUGAAAAUAUGUGAUCUUUAAUCUAUCAGUUUGAAUACAAAGUAUGGCAAAACUGAGCAGCAACACAAUGUUGGCAUCUUUCUGUUUAUAUGAAAAGAAAAAUGCGUGUGUUUCUUUCCUGCAGUGAAUUCUUGAGCUGACACAGAGAAACCUUUAUGUAACUACUGAAGUACCGAGUGCCAUAAAUAGUCAAAUUAAUCCUAUUUUGUUGAAAAUUCAAAAGCUGGAUGAGAGGAGGGCUAACGUGGUACCACCGUGCUGUUUCAAAGCUUGCAAUAACACUUGGUAUUUCAUCCCGUGGGAAGGGUGUUGCUAUGCCAAACUGAGAAGGACGAUGGUCAUUAACACGGGACCUCAGUGCUAUGAAAUACCCUAUGCAGUGAAUUUGAUCUGAAUUCGGCAUGCUCUUAUUAAUGCAAUUGCAUAUCCACAAAAUAUGAAUUUAACACUGACUUUGUGCUUUAAAUAAAUUGAUGCUGAAGAGCAGAGGAUACGCAUUAUAGCAUACAGACUCCCAGUGCAGUUAGCGUGUUGAAAUGUUUAAAGAAUAUGAUUGAGUAAAUUUCUCCAGUAGGGAUGUUUAAUGUAAUGGGCAGUGAUGCUUCUGAUGCAUUAGUAGGAAAGUAAUGGUCAAGAUCAUGAAGCCGCAGUGUAUGUGAAGCAGAAGUUUUGCAACUGCUUUGAAUUCCCUGACACAUAAUGCAGAUUUGCAAAGUCACUGUUUUGUAAGGACCUGCAGUCAUUCUGCACAGAAGGAGAAGGAAAUAACCUUUUCCAGCUGGAGUCCUGGAAGCAUUCUCAAUUAGGAGUUUUAUAGGAAAACAGUUCAAAGUAAUUUAAAGCUUUUGGCUGCUCUUCUGGAGGCACUCAUUGACUCGGUUGCUCUGAAGCAAGCUAGGAGUUCUGAGAAAGGGAUGUUUGCAAAAACACUAAGCAGCUGUGUUUGCAAACAGUUAAGUGCUUGAGUCCCCGUGUUGCUGUUGUAAGCCAAACAGUGGCUCUGAGGCUGAGUGAUGGGUUCUGAAAGAGUAGAGCUUAGAGUUGGAGGUUUUUUUGCACAAUGUUGAGUCAGGGGAACCUGAGUACCAAAUACUGGUUAUUAUUGUUGUUAUUAUUAUGUUACCACUUGCACGAAAGAAAAGCAAACUCAGUGCUAGCAAAGGGAUAAGAUCUUAAAAUCGGGGUGCUACCCCAGAGCACAGUACAUGCUGCGUGUGUCCCUGCUGGCAUCCCCCUGCUCACCCCAGGCAGGGACUCCUGGAGCAGUGGAAGUGCAGCCCUGAGGCUGGGAGUGCCGCUUGUUGGAAGGCCCAGCAUCUUGUUCCACUGUGGAGUUAAAUAUCAACUAGAAGUUUACUUUGCCCUUUUAGUCCUGGUGCUGUGCUUGAAAACUCCUUUGAAUCCUUCAAUUGGAACAGAGGAGUGGGGUAUGUGGUAGAAUUAAUGUAGCAUAGCGUGCCAAGUCUCUUCGUUGAAGAGGAGUUCCAUCUAGAACAGAGGUUUUGCUGCAGCUGCUUGGCAGCGUUCAUCUUUGGAAGGGAAAGUAUUGCUUUCUGUAAGGCAAAACCAGCUCAGUGCUGUCCCUGCACCCCUCCUGCGGGGAUGGCAAUGAGAGGGGAUUUGUGUAUGGGGCAGCUAGCUCCACAGCUUCAGCAGCUCCUCUCUGGCUUUUUAUCCUGCAUGGUGCUUAGUUACACACAGCAACACAAAUAGGCUUAAAAGAGAUGACUUUCUGUGUUAGUUCUUGUGUGCUCGUUGCGUGGCUUUAAUGGCAGCUAGGGUGUAAUUUUCACUCAGCCUGUCUGGACAGUUAGUCAGCCCUGUUUGUUGUGGACCUUCUGCAUAGCAGCUGGGAAGAGAACACUUAAGAUUGGAAUAUGUGAGUGUAAAGAAACACUGUUUGAUUGGGGCUCUCCAGAGUGGGAGUAAUACUGAUCUUGUGAAGAACUGCAUUUCUAGUAGAUGUCCCUUUAAUUUAAGGCUGCUUAUAACACCAGGAGCUGAUAUUUGCAGCUAUGUUGAAUGUGAUUAAGACGGAGCCUUGCUCGCUCUGAUGGGGGAAGCGUCUGUGAGUAUGAACUAGUGGCAGAGGGUCUCCAAAAUGUGGCACGGUAUUUUUAGGACUGCACUGCUGAUCCCUCUCUGUACUGUACACAGCUCACACUGUAGCACAUGACAGCGUAGGGAAUCCUGCACGGAACAGCUGCCAAGCCUGCCCCGUGUUUUCCUCAAGUGCGACCUCACGUUAUACUUCAAGGAAAGGGAGAUACAUCCUUAACCCGUACUGGGAAGGAAGAGGAAAGAAACUGCUGUACAAAAGAAGUGUUCCAUAGAGCAAAGAUAUGUCUUCGUCGGUUCAACUCUUCAGAGAUCAGAAGUACCAUGAGCUGAAAAGGCAAUGUAUCCAGCAGGGACAGCUCUUCGAAGAUCCUGAGUUUCCAGCCUCAGAUGAGUCCCUUUUCUAUCAAAAAGUCCCACGAGGGAAAGUUGAAUGGAAGCGUCCAAAGGAUCUCUGUCAAGACCCCUAUCUGUUUGUGAAUGGAAUCAGCUCUCAUGACUUGCACCAAGGCAGCUUGGGGAACUGCUGGUUUGUGGCUGCAUGCUCCUGUUUGGCACUGAGGAAGAAGCUGUGGCAGCAGGUGAUUCCAGACUUUCAAGAACAAGAAUGGGACCCUAAAACACCGGAGAAAUAUGCUGGGAUUUUCCGUUUCCGUUUUUGGUGCUUUGGAAUAUGGACGGAAGUGGUUAUUGAUGAUCUGCUGCCAACAAUUGAUGGGACACUGAUCUACUGCCAUUCCAACGUGGAAAAUGAAUUCUGGAGCGCAUUAUUGGAGAAAGCUUAUGCAAAGUUGGCUGGAUCUUAUGAAGCCCUGGAUGGAGGCAGUGCUGCAGAUGCAAUAGUGGAUUUCACUGGAGCAGUGGCAGAAUCUAUUGAUUUGGUACAGGGUAAAUACAGCGAGACUAUUUCAGAGCAGAUGAAGCUGUUUGAAGACUUGCUGAAGGUGCAUAAAAGAGGCGGGCUGAUCAGCUGUUUCAUUGCGUCUUCCUCUGGAAGAGCCAAUGAGGUGGAGGCAAAGACGGGUCUCGUCACUGGUCAUGCCUACUCAGUGACUGCAAUUCGGAAGGUGCACCUUGGAGAAAGGCUGACAUUCUCUUUUAAGGCAGAAAAGCUCUUCAUGGUCAGGCUGAGGAAUCCCUGGGGAAAUAGAGAGUGGAAUGGUGCCUGGAGUGACAAUUCUGAAGAGUGGAAGAAAGUCAGCAAUGCAGAGCGUAAAAGUCUGGGACUCACUGUUGAGAAUGAUGGAGAAUUCUGGAUGACAUUUGAGGACUGGUGUAAGAAUUUCACUGAUGUGGACGUCUGCCGGAUUGUGAAUACCUCCUACUUCAGUAUUCACAAGACCUGGGAGACGAAAAUGAUGCAUGGGGCUUGGACAGAGAAUUCAGAGCCCCUGCUAAAUCGCUGUGGUGGAUGCUUUGAUAACAUAGAGACCUUCCUUCAGAAUCCCCAGUACAUCUUUGAUGUUAAGAAGACAGAAGACAAAGUGUUGAUCUCAUUACAACAGGAGGAUCGGCGCAGGAGCAAAAAAGUAGGAAAAGGAGACAACAUCACAAUUGGUUUUGAAAUCUUCAAGGUAGAAGAUAACAGAAGCUAUCGACUACACAAGCUGACUGUGCAGGAGAGAGUGGCCACAUCUCCAUACAUCAAUACGCGCAAUGUGUUCUUGAAGAAGAUCCUUAAGCAAGGCCGUUACAUCCUUAUCCCAACUACAUAUCUUCCUGGCAUCACUGCGAAGUUUAUCCUGAGACUCUUCACUGAUGUGCCAUCAAAGCUCAGAGAGCUGACAGCAGAUAAGCCUGAAAUGACAUGUUGGAGUCUUCUUUGUGGCUAUCCACGCAGAAUCACCCAAAUCAAAAUCCACUCUGCAGAAGGCUUACAGGAGCAAGAUGGAUCAAGUGGAGCAGAUCCCUAUGUGCUCAUCAAGUGCGAGAACCAAAAAGUGCGCUCCUCUGUACAACACAAUACUACCAGUGCAAUUUUCAACACACAAGUCAUCUUCUACAGGAAGAACAUCGACAGUCCUGUCAUUGUCCAGGUCUGGAACAGCAACAUCUUGUGUGACCAGUUCCUUGGACAGGCGCUGCUGGCAGCUUCACCCAGUGACCCCAGAGAACAGCAGACUCUGCAACUUCGAGGGAGAGGCAGCCAAGAAGCCGAGGAGGUGCCAGGUCACAUCACCGUCAAGGUUUUUUCCACUGAUGACCUCGUGGAGCUAUGAAUACCAAAGCCCUGCAGAGCCAGACAGAGCUGUCACCUCGCAGCAGGAGGGCUUGUCUGUGCUUUCUGUGUGAAUGACUUGUAAGCAAAGGUUUCAUGUACAUACUCACAAUUGCUUUUAAAAGAAAAAGCUCUCUAAAACUCCCCAUUAUCUUGGAUAAUGGGGAGGAAGGCUUUUAAAGGGAAAAAAAUAUAUAUUGCAUAUAUAUAUAUAUAUAUAUGUUCAUCAUAUAGUAAACAGUAGAAGAGGUGCCAAACUAACUGUCAGCAGAUGAGCUCAUUAAGACAUGAGCUCAUAACCAUCUUCCCCAGUGGUAUCCUUCAGGAGCUCAUGACAUGUAAGCUGGAAGCAGACAUGACUGUUCUCACAGGUCCUAGCACAUCAUUACAUGUUCCCAGCAGGCAGGUAGGAGUAGCUGCAUCUCCAAAGCCACAUGCCAGCAGGCUGGAAGGCUGGCAAGGACAAGAUGGGCUCACAUGCCUGAUGUCCUUGUUCACUGCUAGACUCCCCCUCGGAGGGGGAUUUUUUGAGCUUUGAUUGGAAUUCUUUUCCCUUAUACUUUAUUUUUUUUAUACUAAUUUCAGUGUUAUUGAUAAAGAUCGGAUAUUUCUGUUCCUUGGCUAAAACAUUCUUACUCAAGGAUUUCAGUCAUAGGACUUAGGAUCAGACAUGCCAUGGCAAUAUUAAAAUAGAGGGGCACAUCUUGGAGUGUCAGCUUUGCCUGCGUAAAGGCUCCCUUUGUAUUUUCGUGUUUUCUACCCCAAGCUAAUGAAUCACAAGUUGAUAUCUUUGGCCAAGAGAUGGGCAUCUCACAGUUCAGCUGUAGCUUUGCCUGGAGGACGAACUCCAUUAUGGAAGCCACCUUCCUAAGGAGGUUUUGUUUAAUCUACUUGAUGCUAGAAUGUAAUAAUGCUCCCUUUGCCUUAUUAGAUGUGAUGAGCAACACCAGAAUGAAAGAGGAGAAAAUUAGUUUAUGAAGUUAUUAGUUACAGACCCAUUAUGGGUCUGUAAAACAAAGAUGCCAUGACAUAGCAGGUACCAGAUUUUCUCUUUGGAAAUUUUGCAUUCGUUUAUUGCUGAUAGAGCUUGCAUCUUUGAGAAACUUUAACUUGGGUAUGAUGGAGGAUGGGUAUUGUUCAGAUUUUCUUCCAAGCAAGGUUUGGGUACAAACUUCCUUUUAACUUUUGCAUAUAGCUUGUCAGUAGGGUUCCUUCAUAGCAGACAUUUCUGAGUUGUCAGGCUAUGCAGGGAUUCUGGCAGUGUAAAAGAGGCUCACUGAAAUGACCUCUCAGAAAUGGAUUUUGUAUGGUUGCAAAUUUUGGUCUUGAAAGUGAAACUAAAGGCUUACUGUUCUGCCUUUUGUACAGCUAGAAAACUUGUCUUUCUGUGUACCUCAUAACUACUUCAGCCAUUUUGUGCAGUAUUUAUAACUUAUAAAAUGGCCCUUGGUAGAGUUAACGUUUUCAAAAAAGGUUUAUAAGUAAGUCUGCUCAGGGCUCCAAAAGGAUCAGUGCUGUGGGAAGAAGAUGAUUUGUCUGACAUGUUAGAGCUGGAGUAUAAAGCUAUGAAGGAUAUUAUGCUGCCAUCAGCUUAGCUGCAUGUACCAAGUACCUAAAUCCAACUCUUUUUUAAAUAGCUUGGGCUCAAGCCAUUUUGCACGCAGAGCAUUUGUCAGACGUGAGCUACAUGCAGUUGGCAGCCCCACAGGCAAGUAUAACUCUUCUCCGUAAGCUCAUGGCUUUAGAGUUGCUUACUCUCAGAUAUGAUUGUAAAGUGCAUUUCUUAGAGAGAGAGAGAAAACCCACAAAACUUCUCAUGCAGACCGGAGCUCAGGCAAGACAGAGAGCUGCAACUCAGUCUGGGGCUGUCCUUCCUCUGAAUUAAGACCUGUUUAUGUUACUUUUCCUCACACAGUAUUUUAUUCCACAAUAGCUCUGCCUCCUAGCAGCCCAUCAGACACACCUUGCCUGCACAGGCAGAGCACCAGGGCCACAGAGCUGUUGAAGAUCGCAGGCAGUAAAGGCGAGCACCUGGAGUGAGCAGAGUUGGUUUUGUUGUAUAAUCCCCUUUUCAGACAGUUUUUCAGAACUCUUUCUUCAGAGAUGGGUGCAGUAAGGAGGGACUGGCUCGGCUGGCUGAUUGAUUGGGGUCAGUGCUUAGCCUGGAGAAGGCUCCUGUCAGACAGCACCCAGCUCGGCCAGGCUGCUUUCUCAUCUGUGAACUGACACAGCCUGCAGCCAAGCAGGGGCUUAUGCCUCCCUGCUGCGGGGUUAGCCUGAGAGCUCGCCUGAGCUUGCUGUUCGCUGCAGGCCCCACAGCCCACUGCUCCCAUCAGCCUCUGUGUAAGGGCUGCCCCCAGCGUCUGCAGGGGCAGUGGGAGCGACAGUUGGUGGUGCGUGGUGAUGGGAGGGCUGCUCCCAGAACUGCCUUUUGAGACAGACACGGGACUCAAAUGUUACCAAAACUGGGCGGUGUUUGUCAGCAUUCAGGGAUACCUUGUGGGAAAAUGUUCUGUUUCGUGCUAACUGCCUGUAUGUGUGUGUCACCUUAGGUGAGGGCUUCGCUCCCCUGUAAAUCCUCAAAUUAAAACAGAGGGAAACGGUCUGAAAAAUGCAUUAUUUCAAAUUUAAACCUUUAUUUUUCAGUACAAAGCAACCUAAAUAAAAGGCUGAAAAAAUA